AUGAAGUCUUCACUUGGUGCUUGGGCAUUCUUAGUCUUGUUCUUUGUCCAAUGGGUUUCUGCUGAACUCGUCUUCUUUUCUAUCUCUCUCACCUGGGCUCAAAAGAAAGUUGCAGGUUUUACCAGGGAUGUAAUAUUGGUUAAUAACCAAUAUCCAGGUCCUCCAUUGCGUCUAGUGCAAGGGGAUGAAGUCAUUUUUGAUGUUCACAAUGAAUGUCCCUUUAAUGUCACCGUGCACUUCCACGGCAUCGAACAAAAGAACACGCCUUGGUUGGAUGGUGUCCCUGGUGUGAGUCAGCGACCAAUAGACGAAGGUGACUCCUUUCGGUAUCAAUGGACCGCAGAUCAGUAUGGUGCAUACUUUUACCAUGCGCACCAUCGCGGCCAGUUUGAAGAUGGUCUUUAUGGGUCUAUUUAUAUCGAACCUUCGAACUCCGAAGAGAGACCUUUCACUAUGAUCACGACUAAUGCAUCUCAGCUGCAGGCCAUGCUUGUUGCUGAAGAAAAUACCUCCCCAGUACUUGUCUCGGAUUGGCGCCUUUUGACGUCAGAACAGAUUUGGGCAGCCGAGGAAGCGUCUGGCGUUGAUGCAUACUGUGCGAACGCGCUUUUGAUCAACGGAAAAGGCUCCGUGUCCUGCUUUACGGCUGCGGAACUGGCUGCUUUAACUACUGCGGACCAGAAAGCCGUUUUGGGUAACGAGACACUGACAGACAUUGGAUGUUUCCCGCCAAAUAACGUUGGCACACAAGGUAAUUUCACACAUGAUGGCAGCAAGUUGUUACCGACAAUUUUCUAUGGCUGCACACCUUCCAACAGCGCCCAUGAAGUCCUGACCGUCAAUUCGAACAAACAGUACGUCAGCUGGGACUUGACCAGCACAGCUGGACUCUUACAUCUAAUGUUCUCCGUGGAUGAACACGAUAUGUGGGUAUAUGCCGUGGACGGCCGCUACAUCCAGCCCGUUCGCGUAAACGCCAUCAACAUCCCUAAUGCAACUCGCUACUCAAUUUUAAUUCCCCUAAACAAGACACCGGGUAACUACACAAUCCGCAUGGUCAGCGGCACUGCACAGCAAAUCAUCAAUACGACCGCCACAAUGCAAUACGAUGGCCGAUCCCAACUCAAUCGAUCCUCCACCCCAUGGAUAACAGUGACAGCCCAGAACGCUACAGCUAAUACGAUCUUUUUCAACGACUCAACUCUUAUCCCGUUCCCCGUUAUCACGCCCGCUUAUACAGCUGAUGAAACCUUCUUCCUGCAUAUCGAUCACUUCAACGCAUCGUAUCUCUGGACAUUGGGAAAUAGUAGUUAUAAUCUCGAACUCGAAGAGUCUCAGCCUCUCCUUUUUAACCAAACCGCUAUACCAAGUGACCUGAUCAUUAGGACAAAGAAUGGAUCUUGGGUCGAUCUUAUUAUCCAAGUUGGUCAGCCGCUUCAACCAGCUCAUCCGAUCCACAAACACUCGAAUAAACAUUUUGUCAUCGGUCAGGGUAGUGGCAACUUUACUUGGGAUUCUGUCGCGGAGGCUAUACUGGAUAUUCCGGGUUCAUUUAAUUUGGUUAAUCCGCCUCUCAGGGAUACGUCAGCUACACCUGUUGCGGUUACAGAGUCUAUGUGGAUGGUGUUUCGGUAUCAGGUUGUGAAUCCCGGAGCGUUUUUGAUGCAUUGUCAUAUCCAGCUUCAUCAGAGUGGGGGGAUGUCGUUGGCUAUUUUGGACGGGGUUGAUGCUUGGCCGACUAUACCGACUGCUUACUUGGAUGAUUCGGGGUUUUGA
Molecule: messenger RNA, 1776 nt
Organism: Penicillium odoratum
Lineage: Eukaryota; Fungi; Ascomycota; Eurotiomycetes; Eurotiales; Aspergillaceae
Exons: 3
Coding region: 1-1776 (591 amino acids)
Molecular function (GO): oxidoreductase activity; copper ion binding
Source: RefSeq, a predicted model, not a curated record